Rhizoctonia solani is the source of this 1647-nucleotide messenger RNA. RefSeq names its product Retrotransposable element Tf2 protein. The coding region runs from base 1 to 1647 and encodes 548 amino acids. NCBI's taxonomy places the organism in Eukaryota, Fungi, Basidiomycota, Agaricomycetes, Cantharellales, Ceratobasidiaceae. The transcript is spliced from 3 exons. The record is from RefSeq and is a predicted model, not a curated record.
AUGAAACUGCGUGACUAUCCAACAGACCCUAUCAAAACCCUCAUCAAUUCUGGUGCCACCUCCAACUUUAUAUCCCCCUCAUUAGUAGAACAACUUAAAAUCCCAAAAACCCUACUCAAAAAUCCACAAGUAGUGAGAAUGCUAGAUGGUACCAUAUCCCAGACUGGUUGCAUUUGGCACCAGGUUCAACUUGCAGUCUUGGCCAAUGGCCACCACCACACUAUUCCUUUCCUUGUUUGCCCCAUAGGCAACACACCAGCUAUUCUAGGCAUGACAUGGUUAACAGCAGAAGCUCCUUUGAUUGAUUGGCAACAGGGACUAGUCACCUUCCCUGAACAAGUUCAAAUUGCCUCCAAAGAAGAAGCAGACUCAGAUCCUUUAGCAGACCUCCCCCCUCAGUACCAUGAGUUUGCUAAAGUCUUUGGAGAAGAAGAAUUUAAGGUCCUCCCUCCACAUAGGGAGUAUGACAUCUCUAUAGACCUUGUCCUGGACGCCAAACUGACCCCUGGUCCCAUAUACAGCAUGACGGAUGCGGAAUCUAAGGCGUUGAAACAACACAUUGACAAGGAAUUGGCAACGGGCAAGAUUUGCCCCAGCACCUCAUCCGCCGGAGCUCCAGUCAUGUUUGUAAAGAAGGCAGAUGGCUCACUAAGAUUGGUAGUUGACUAUAGGAAGUUAAAUGACGUCACGCACAAGAACGUUUAUCCACUCCCUAGACAGGACAACCUCAUGGCUAAACUCAGGCACACUAAAGAAGGUGACAAAUGGAAAACGGCUUUCAGAACCAAAUAUGGCCUUUUUGAGUACUUGGUCAUGCCUUUUGGUCUUACCAACGCCCCCGCUGCCUUCCAGCAUUUCAUGAACAACCUGUUCAGAGAUCUGAUUGACGUGACAGUAGUAAUCUAUCUGGACAACAUCCUUAUCUUCUCUGAGAACCCAGAGGACCACCCUAACCACGUCAGAGAAGUACUGUUGCGCCUAAUGAAGAACCAGCUAUUUUGCAAGUUGUCAAAGUGCCAUUUUCACGUUACUACGGUCAACUACUUAGGCAUUAUCAUUUCCCCCUCCAGGUUCUCAAUGGACCAGAAGAAGGUAGAAGCUGUCACAACAUGGCCCACUCCCAAAACGGUCAAACAGGUCCAGGCUUUCCUAGGUUUUGUCAAUUACCUCAGGCAAUUCAUUCCCAACUUUAGCUCUGUGGCACGCCCCCUCCAUAACCUCACUAAGAAGGAGUCCCCUUGGUCAUGGGACGUAUUGGAAGAACAGGCUUUCCAGGAACUCAAGGCAUUAGUCACCAAAGCGCCAGUUCUGAUCCACUCAAACCCCAAUUUGCCUUAUUACCUAGAGACAGAUGCGUCAGGCGUAGCCAUGGGAGCAAUCUUGACCUACAUGUCAAAAUCUUUCUCUGGUGCCAAGGCCAAUUACAACACCCACAACAAGGAACUCUUAGCCAUCAUUAAGGCCUUGGAGGAAUGGCGUAUCUUCUUAGAAGCAACGGAUAGACCCAUACAGGUAUUCACGGACCAUCAAAACUUGGAAUACUGGAUGCAAGCCAGAACAUUCAACCGCAGGCAUGCCCAAUGGCGCGUAUUCUUAAGCGAUUUUAACUUUGAAAUCCACUAUUGCUGUUAUAACCUCCUGUCCUAG